Messenger RNA from Cheilinus undulatus (humphead wrasse), 8381 nucleotides. Its product is annotated as voltage-dependent T-type calcium channel subunit alpha-1H-like. The coding region runs from base 225 to 6980 and encodes 2251 amino acids. The record is from RefSeq and is a predicted model, not a curated record. NCBI's taxonomy places the organism in Eukaryota, Metazoa, Chordata, Actinopteri, Labriformes, Labridae. Gene Ontology annotation, biological process: sodium ion transmembrane transport; positive regulation of calcium ion-dependent exocytosis; neuronal action potential. The transcript is spliced from 35 exons. Gene Ontology annotation, molecular function: low voltage-gated calcium channel activity; voltage-gated sodium channel activity. Gene Ontology annotation, cellular component: voltage-gated calcium channel complex; voltage-gated sodium channel complex; neuron projection.
GGACGCACGGAGAGCCGCUUGGUUCCAUUUAACUUAACUUUUCCCGGUUAUUAAAACUUCUGCGUCACAUUCCCUUUUCAUUUUCCCCUCUUUUUUUAUCAUCACCCCGACUGGAGGACUGAGUUUGGAUAUCGGCAGGGGGAGGAGGCAGAGGAGCAGCGGGCUGCUCUCAGAUGGAGCAGCAGGGCUCCGGGAGCUCAGGGCGCACGGCGGACCCGGAGUGAAUGACGCUGGUGGAUGGACGCUGCACCUCCCAGGUUCAGGCUGUUCCCAGCACGGCCAUGACGGGCACCCAGGACCCAGACCUGCAUGAGCAGCACAGAGGACCAACGCAGGAGGAAGGGGAUGAGGAGGAAGAGGGGGAGAGGGUGCACGUGUCAGUCGAGAGAGAGGAGAGGGAACGGGACGGGGAGGAAGAUGAAGAAGAGGAGGAAGAAGAGGAGGAAAAAGAGGAGCUGCCGUACCCGUCUCUAGCACCAGUGGUUCUCUUGGCUCUGACCCAAACCAGCCCACCCCGCUCCUGGUGCCUCCGAGCCGUCUGCCACCCAUGGUUUGAGCGUGUGAGCAUUUUGGCCAUCCUACUGAACUGUGUGACUCUGGGGAUGUUCCAGCCCUGUGGCCACACCCCUUUCCUACUGCAGGCUCUGGAUGAUGGCAUCUUCGUGUUUUUCGCCGGGGAAAUGGUGGUGAAGAUGGUGGCCCUGGGGGUCAUAGGUCAGAGCGGUUACCUUGGCGACACGUGGAACAGAUUGGACUUCUUCAUUGUUGUGAUUGGAAUGCUGGAGUACUCCCUUGAUGGACACAACGUCAGCCUAUCAGCAAUCAGGACAGUCCGAGUCCUCCGCCCGCUGCGAGCCAUCAACAGAGUUCCCAGUAUGCGUAUCCUGGUCACUCUCCUCCUGGACACUCUCCCCAUGCUGGGCAACGUGCUGGCACUGUGCUUCUUUGUCUUCUUCAUCUUCGGCAUUGUUGGCGUCCAGCUGUGGGCGGGCCUUCUGAGGAAUCGCUGUUUCAUGGGAGAGGACGUGAAGAUGAGAUAUAACAUUUCCUUCCUGAGUGGCUACUAUCGGCCAGAUGGCACUGAUGACCACCCAUUCAUCUGCUCGACAGAGAGAGAAAAUGGGAUGCUUCGGUGCACCGAUGUGCCUCGUCGCCGUGUAGCUGGGACUUCCUGCUUCCUGGGUGCCGAGGAGGCCCCACCAGAGAUCGGACCUACAGUAGAUAAACCAGUGUCAUGUGUAAACUGGUACCAGUAUUACAACGAGUGCCGUGCUGGGGAUGUAAACCCACACAAAGGAGCUAUAAACUUUGAUAAUAUUGGAUAUGCAUGGAUCGCCAUUUUUCAGGUGAUCACACUGGAAGGUUGGGUCGACAUCAUGUACUACGUUAUGGAUGCACACUCUUUUUACAACUUCAUCUACUUCAUCUUCCUUAUUAUUGUGGGCUCCUUCUUCAUGAUCAACUUGUGCCUGGUCGUCAUAGCUACCCAGUUUUCUGAAACAAAGCAGAGAGAACACGCCUUAAUGAAAUCGGAGCAGCAUGCCCGCCAGCUCCACCAAUCAGCUUCCACGUUAGCCAGCGACAGCCAACCAGGAAGCUGCUAUGAGGAGAUAAUUCGCUACAUAGCGCACCUGGGCCGCAAGGCGUGUCGGCGGCUGUCGCGCUGCUACGCCCAGAGACGCAAGCACUUCCACUGCGUGUGCAUAUGCAAGAGAGACAGGGGGUUAGGAUCCGCCAGAGGGAGUGCUGUUGGAGAAAUGAACGGACUCGCCCACAGGCACUCGGGCCACGCCCCAAAUGACCUGUCGCACCUUCAUCAGCUUUAUCAUCAUCAUCAGCAGCAUCAUCAGCAGACUCUGCCGCUGCCGCAGUCAGAGCCAGCUGUCAGUAAAGGAGGGAACGGUUUUAAUUAUCCCUUCAUAGCGCCGCUCUUCAAUCCCCUGGAUGCAAAAGACCAGGACCAGAAGAGGCCAGUUGCCACGGAGACUGUCAACAGACUGCCUCAGCUGGUGGUGGAGCAUGGUGGCUGUGCUGGACAUCCUGCUAUAACGUUGCCAGGUGAAGUCCCAGUAGAGUCGCCAUCAUGCCCGUAUUGCAUCUACUAUAAUCAGCUGGGAGACACUGAAAAUGUUAAUGAACAGACUGAAGAGCAGCAGCAUGGGUACGGCAACUCAUGCCCUGGCAACAGCCCAUGUCAUAGUAACAGCCCCUGCCACUGUAGCAGCCCCUGCCGCGGCGAUGCACAGGUGUCGGAGCCAAAGAGUAAGCUGCUGGUGCGCUGUUGGGCGGGACUUCGAAUCAAGCUGGAUCUUAUUGUUGGCAGCAGAUACUUCAACAGAGGAAUCAUGAUUGCCAUCCUUAUUAACACGCUGUCAAUGGGCAUUGAGUACCACGAACAGCCCCAGGAGCUGACAGAUAUUUUGGAGAUCAGCAACAUGGUGUUUACGAGUCUGUUCAGUCUGGAGAUGUUGCUAAAAGUCCUGGCUCUUGGGCUUUUUGGAUACAUCAAAAACCCCUACAACGGCUUCGACAGCGUCAUUGUCAUCAUCAGUGUGUGGGAGAUAGUCGGUGAGGCAGAAGGAGGCUUGUCUGUGCUGCGUACCUUCCGCCUGCUGAGAGUUUUGAAGCUGGUCCGGUUCCUUCCGGCUCUGAGGAGGCAGCUGGUGGUGCUGAUGAAGACAAUGGACAAUGUGGCCACGUUCUGCAUGCUGCUGAUGCUUUUUAUAUUCAUAUUCAGUAUCCUCGGGAUGCAUCUGUUUGGCUGUAAAUUUGGUUUGCAGCAUAACAGUGGAGACACUUUACCUGACAGGAAGAACUUCGACUCUCUGCUGUGGGCGACUGUCACCGUGUUUCAGAUCCUCACCCAGGAGGACUGGAACGCAGUGCUCUAUAACGGGAUGGCCUCCACCACCCCGCUGGCUGCCCUCUACUUUGUCGCCCUCAUGACCUUCGGCAACUAUGUCCUCUUCAACCUGCUCGUUGCCAUUUUGGUAGAGGGCUUUCAAGCAGAAGGAGAUGCAAACAGAUCUGAGGCAGAUGAAGACAGGCAAUCUCUCACUUAUGAAGACGAGGAGAAGCUGAGAGAAAUCUACGCUGCAGAGCUCAAGAUCCAGGCCAUGAUAAGUAGCCCUAACGGUCUCCUGAACCCGAAAGCCUCCAUGCCUCCCCCUCCUCAGCCUCCUCUGCCUGUCAUCACUCACACUGCUGCCACUCCCACCAUAAACUCCAGCCAGUCCCGCCGGGCGAGUGCCGCUUCCAUGGACGUCCACAGCAUUGAGCGGAGGUCAACGCUGUCCUCUCAGUCUCUGUGGGACAGCGGCCCUGAGAGCCGUCGCUCCAGCUGGACCAGCAUCGGCCGGGCCCCCAGCCUCCACAGGAAGAGCCAGUCGGGAGAGAUGGAGUCCCUGCUGUCUGACACGCACACCAGCUCCAACCCUAGCAGCAGGGAGCAGUCUCUGGAUCAGCCUGAGUACCUGCAGGUGCCCAUGCUCCACCAGACCGACUGUAACGGCACCACCUUUCAUCUCCCAGACCACAGCUUUGAGGACGCUCCGCUGACCUCUCAUUACCACAGCGAUCAGGAGGAGGAGGAGGUUGAGGAGAGUUUCUGUAAGAAGCUGAAGAAGAUGUUAGAGCCAUAUGAGCCUCAGUGGUGCCUGGAGCAUGAUGAGUGGUCCCUCUAUCUGUUCGCUCCAAAUAACCGGUUCAGAAGGUGGUGUCAGAAAGUCAUAGGCCACAAGAUGUUUGAUCAUGUCAUCCUCCUCUUCAUCUUCCUGAAUUGCAUCACCAUUGCGCUGGAGAGACCUGACAUACAGCCCAACAGCAUGGAGCGCGUGUUCCUCAGUGUGUCCAAUUACAUCUUCACUGUGAUCUUCGUGGGUGAAAUGAUGAUCAAGGUGGUGGCGAUGGGUCUGUACUUUGGAAAGGGUGUGUACCUGCAGAGCAGCUGGAACGUUCUAGAUGGAGUUUUGGUGUUUGUGUCCCUCGUGGACAUCCUGGUCUCCAUCGCAUCAGCAGGCGGUAAUCGAAUCCUUGGUAUCCUACGAGUGCUUCGUCUACUCCGCACACUGAGGCCACUCAGGGUGAUAAGUCGAGCCCCCGGUCUAAAACUGGUGGUGGAAACCCUGAUCACAUCUCUAAGACCUAUCGGGAACAUCGUCCUCAUCUGCUGCGCUUUUUUCAUCGUGUUUGGAAUUCUGGGAGUUCAGCUGUUUAAAGGGAAGUUCUUCUACUGCGAAGGGCUCGAUGUAAGCAACAUCACCAACAAAACGCAGUGCCUGGAGGCAGGAUACCGCUGGACUCGACGGAAAUACAACUUUGACAACCUGGGACAGGCGCUGAUGUCACUCUUUGUGCUGUCAUGUAAAGACGGCUGGGUCAGCAUCAUGUAUGACGGCCUGGAUGCUGUCGGGGUAGACCAGCAGCCAAUAAGAAACAACAACCCCUGGAUGCUGCUGUUUUUCAUCUCUUUCCUGCUCAUCGUCAGCUUCUUUGUGCUCAACAUGUUCGUGGGCGUGGUGGUGGAGAACUUUCACAAGUGUCGGCAGCAGCAGGAGGAGGAGGAGGCGCGGCUGAGGGAGGAGAAACGGCAGAGGCGGCUGGAGAAAAGGAGAAGAAGGGCGCUGGAGAAGCCGUACUACGCCGACUACUCCCCGCUGCGUCGAUCCAUCCACACUGUGUGCACCAGCAGCUACAUGGAUCUCUUCAUCACCAUCAUCAUCUUCACAAACCUCCUCACCAUGAGCAUGGAGCACUACAACCAGCCUCAGUACCUCGAGGAGAUUCUGAAGUACUGCAAUUACGUCUUCACCGUGGUUUUUGUCAUUGAGGCUAUUCUCAAACUCAUCGCUUUUGGCCUGCGCCGCUUUUUCAAGGAGAGAUGGAACCAGCUGGAUCUAGCCAUUGUGUUGUUGUCCAUAAUGGGAAUCACGCUGGAGGAAAUAGACCUGAACGCCUCCCUGCCCAUCAACCCCACCAUCAUACGCAUCAUGAGAGUCCUAAGAAUAACAAGAGUGCUGAAGCUGUUGAAGAUGGCUACAGGAAUGAGAGCUCUGCUGGACACAGUCAUGCAAGCGCUGCCUCAGGUGGGGAAUCUGGGUCUGCUCUUCAUGUUGCUGUUCUUCAUCUAUGCAGCUCUGGGAGUUGAGCUCUUUGGAAAACUGGAGUGUUCAGAAGAAAACCCAUGCGAGGGUCUUAGUCGCCAUGCUACCUUUGACAACUUCGGCAUGGCUUUCCUCACACUUUUCAGGGUGUCUACCGGGGACAACUGGAAUGGGAUUAUGAAGGACACGUUAAGAGAGUGUCGCCCCCAGGACCGCCACUGCCUCACCUACCUCCCCCUGAUAUCUCCCGUUUACUUCGUCACCUUCGUUCUCACAGCUCAAUUCGUCCUGGUCAAUGUGGUCGUGGCUGUGCUGAUGAAGCACCUGGAGGACAGCAACAAGGAGGCGCAGCUAGAGGAGAUGGAGGAGAGGGAGGAGAGGAGAGAGAGGGAGGAGAGGGAGGAAAGGGAAGCUAAUCGACGUCACAGCAUGGCGUCUUUAGGCGGAGACCAGCAAGGCCUGAACGCUGACGUACCUGCACAGGUGCAGGUGGAGGAUGAGGAGUGUUCCCAUGGCAACCUACAGAGCUUGGGACGCAUGUUGUCUCUCCCUAGCGACAGCUACGUUCAGCCUCUCAGAUGCUCCCCCUAUCCUGCCAUUGGCCAGGAGUCCUACUCCGUCUACAGCUACUCAGGCUCCAUGUCGUCUCUGGGCUCCAGUGGAGGCAGCUCCCUGUUGCAGGUUCCCGGAGCCCUGCCCACCAUCAGCCACGCCUCGCUGGGCUCCGGACGCAGCAUGAGGCCGAAGAUCUUCCUCAGCACCUCUCAGAGCAUCGACAGACACUCUUCUUUCAGACUGAGCCCAGCCGACAGCAUGGACGGAUACAGGUUCAGUCCAGCUCACAGGAUACACAGACACAGACUCAACUCGGCUCACAGCAUCGACGGGUACAAGUUCAGCCCGGCUCAUCGGAUUAACAGACACAGACUGAGCUCCACUCGCAGCAUGGACGGAUACAGGCUGAACCCCGAACACAGUGCGGACCGACCCACACUCAUGUCCAGUCACAGCAUAGACAGACACAGCUCUCUCAGACUGAGCCCCACUCACACUGCCAGCAGACGCUCCUCUCACUGGCUCAGUCCUGAAGACAGUUUGGACAGACACAUGCUGAGUCCGUCCUACGUUCCAGAAAGUUCCGCCCUGAGGAGAGGGGCGUCCUUCCGCACUUCGAGCAGACAGCUACGGAGACAGGAGGCUGUGCGCAGCGACUCUGUGGAUCAGAGCGGCUCAGCCGACGACCUGGCAGAGACUCAUCUCACUGUUCCAGCCGCCUCUUCCACACCUCCACGCCAGCGAUCGUCCAGCGUGCACACACUGAAAUACGCACACGCCCAGAGGGUCAUCUCAUGCAGGAGCCACAGCCGGAGCCACAGUGAAACCAGUGGGCAGGAACACGUACCUGAGCCGGCCAUCUGUGGCUCUCAAGCAGAUGUAGAGAAAAGACCCAGCAGCCCGCAGAGCCAGUCCAGUCUGAAGGUCCCCAGCGGUGAUUCCACACUAUCAGCGCCGCUCUGUAGCUCCAAAAUGGCUGGCUCUGACCCCAGCUCCCAUUUGGACGCCACAGACGAGGAAGUGAGCCGUAUAAACAGUUCUGUUCUCACGCACUCACAGACACAACCUCCUCCCGGCUCGUCACACAAAAGCAGACACCUUUCUCCGAGCCCUGGGGAGCACCGGAGCCGCCUCAGCCAAUCGGUGUCUCCGGUGUCGGGCAGGAACAGGAAGCAGAGGAUGAGCCCGCCGCCGGGAGAGGAGCCUGUUACUAUAGCAACCCAGCUGAUGGACAGCAGUGUUGAGCUGAGAAGGCGGACUCUGUCGUUUGAUGCCACAACCCUCCCUCCUAAUCAUGCCGAGGGAAGCUCUGUGGACGACUGAACUAACUCAGACAGAGGAGGGAUUAUUUUCUCUAGUGCUGCUGCAGCACUCAAGAGGGGAGCGGAGCCACUAUCCAAAACAGGAAGGAUACCUGUUACCUUUCUAUUAAAGGACCCCGCCCCUCACCUCGUCCUGUCCAAUCACGAUUUUCACAGGGUGUUUGAGCAGGACUUUUUCAGGCAGAGUGUGUCUGCAUUUAAGGACCCUUUGUGAAGUUUGCACACGAGAUGCACACGAGAAGACGUUUCCUUUUCUUCUAUCAUAGUCCUAGCUUUAGUUCAGACACUGUAGACCCCCACCCCACCCCACCCCACCCCGCUAUAGUCAGUCCAACACUUACCGGCCCCCUGCUUGAUCUCCUACUUCUGCUCUUACUCAUACUUUUCUUCACACCUCAAGCCUUGGUCAGAGUACAAGAUCACACAUAGAUGCAGCAUGGAUUAAGCUACUGUGUGGUCUACUCAUGUGCACAUAGAUGUUGACAAAGAGAGAAACUUGGCUACUGAGUGCAGCUUAUGAUUACUGUAAUUAUUCCUUAAUUUUAUGAUUUCUUUUUUUCUUGAUAGAACAGUUGAAUCGUUGGUCCACACAUCAGAUAUAUAUAACUCAAGAUGAUGUCUCAAACCUUUUUUUUCUGUUAAAUUGUCCAAAAUGCAAAGAUCUUCUAUUUUCAAAGAUCCUCUAUUGCUAAGCUUGGAAACAAUAGGGCUCAACAGCAUGGUUCCAGGGGUAAAAUUCCCAUUUAUUUUCUUUUAACAAAUUGAUUAUUAGCCAUAUCAUCAAGAUAGACUUAACAUGAGCUACAUAAGUGUGAACAAUGGCAUAUGCUACUGCAGAAGACUCCAGUGUUAGCUCCAGUGUUUGUGAAUUAUAUACUUAUCUACAGGAUGUCUAUUACCCUGAGUCUAUGACAGUAGAAAGAUCAAAAAGACACAAAAAGAGUUAAAAGUAAAAUAAUGGAAGUUGAAAAUGUGAUAAAAAUGAUUUGAUUAAUCUCAGAAAUUUUGAAGUGAAUCACUAUAAAAGUUCUAAUUUUUCAGCAGCCUUAAUUAAAACAUUUUCAUUUGAAAUGGAAACACUACAGUAAAGAUGAUUGUACAAAAAAGGUACCUGUAUGAUUUGAAGGCAUGAAAAAUUAACCUUAAUUAAUAAAAUAUAUUGCAAUGGGUUGUGGGAUAUGUAGUUCGUCCAUCCUCGUUAAAAUAUAUGCAUAUAUGUUGUACCUUUGCUUUUUCUCUAUUUUUAAAUGCUGUUUUGCACCAAACCAAAUGUUAUAUGGUCAAGCGCUCAGUAGGGUUGGGCCAUAAAUCAAAAUUAAGAUUAAUUUGGAAUAUUUGUUUAAAUUGAACAGUUACCAAAUAAAGACAUUUUUUUUGCAGCAGAGAUUAUAUGCUCUUCACA